This is a messenger RNA of Auanema sp. JU1783, 999 nucleotides long. The record is from the annotation of a GenBank genome assembly. Lineage: Eukaryota; Metazoa; Nematoda; Chromadorea; Rhabditida; Rhabditidae.
AUGGGUAAUUCGAAUAGUUCUAAACUACGCCAACGAUCUGAAUCAAUGCAAAUAAAGAACAGCUCAGAACAGUCGUUUAAUAAGAGCAAGUCAAUGGUUGAAUUAGCGCCGAAGAAGGCUCGUCAACCAUCUGGGAAUGGCAAAGAUCGUGAUAAGCCAAGAUUACAAUCAAAAGAUUCAACGAAAGCAAGUGUUUCACGUCAAAAGUCCAUCCGACGAGAUAUUUCCCAUCCAAUAUCUCCACAAGGCCGAGAGAUUAUCACAACUUGCUUCGAAAAUCCACAUUCUGAAUUUGCGAAUAAGGUCUUACAACGAAUCUUCGAAAAACGAGGAGACUAUCAGAACUAUGUUUAUUCGAUGGGAAAAGAACGUUCAUAUAACAUGAGCUGUGAAUUGAAAACACUUAUCGAAGAAGUUGUGGAUAAGCUUUAUGAUCCUGAAUACAUUGCCGAAAUUUCUCGGAAGUAUGGUGAAGAUCAUGUGGAGUUGAAACAGUUUGGAUUUAAACCAGAUUUCUGGGUUGCUAUUGCUGAUGCAAUUACCGUAGAAGGAGUUAUAUUGGAUAUGGCUAAUCAUCAGCCGGCAGAUACAGUAGCAGCAUGGUCAUCAUUGGUCACUCUCAUGUUUUCUGCAGUUCGAGAUGGGUAUUACACGGCGUUAAGAAAACAUCGAAUGUCGUCACGUAGGAUCCUGCAACGACAGAAAACAAUUGAUUCGCAGGAUCAUAAUGAGCAAUCUAAUGAAUCAAAUAACAUAAUGACGUCAUCGUUAAAUCACAAUGUAAAACGAUUGUCAACAGUCUCGAAUGGUUUAUCAGCUCCAGCAAUAUCAUCCAGAAGUCAUUCAUUAACCUCAAAUGAAUCAAAUGGUGGAACACUUCCAAGAACAACUGGAUCAAUUAACAUCAUGGCUCCAGUUGUCAGUUCAACAACUACAACAAGUAUAUAUAAUGGUGGACAAGCCCUAGUUACAUAUCGUCAACGGCCAAUAUUCGAAUGA